UCGAAUUGGACGACCAUUACUUAGAAAUUUAACUGAAGUUGAUCUGAUUUCAAUCUCUGGUGAAAGUAAUCAACAUCAUCCUGAAAUUGUAAUGAACAUUGAUGAUCAAGAAAAUGAGGAUUAUCAAGAUAAAAAAAAUUCAGAGAAAAAAAGUAAAAACGAAAAUAUUUCAGGACCUAAUGUAAUGGAAUAUUUCAAAAAGAUACUUAAUUUAUUUACAAUUAUACAUUAUGACAUCAAGAAAAUCGAUGAUAAAUUAGAAGGUCCUGAAAGAUUACAACAACCGGUGCAACAAAUACAACCAAUACAGUCUUCGCAAGUGCAACAAAUGUCUUCACAAAUGCAACAUAUGUCUUCGCAAAUGCAACCCAUUCAACCUCAAGUAGUGCUAAAUGAUAAUGAUUUUCCAAUUUUCAUACAGUUUCUUCCAAUGAAUGAUAUUGAAAGUAUUAAUCACUUUGAGAUGUUAAUUGCAACAAAUCAAGAAGCAGUUGUACAAUUUAGAAGAAUGCUGACUCACAUGGGUGGUCGUUCAGUGAAAGAAAAUAUUCAUCGGGCUUUAAAAAAAAUGUUCACAAAUUCCUGUGCCUUGCAAUGCUCUUGGAAAGGUCGAAAAAAUAAUAUUAAAGUGUCUGAUUUGGGCUUCGUUCAAGUUAUGAAAGAUACUUUUUGCACUGGCUUUCCAGGCAUGACUGAAGUUGAAUUUCAAAAUAUUGGUUCCGAAUGGUUUAGAUUUGCAAGACAACGACUAAUUCGAGAAGAAUCUAAACUAAAUAGAUCAUUAAGCCUAAAAUAUGAACAAAAUAAUUAAACAAAUUUUUUUUUUUAUCACAGAAAAAUUUUUUAUAUAAAUCCGACUCAUACUCAUACAUGAUAAAUGUAAUUGUACCAGUAUAAUAUAAAUAUAAAAUUGCAUAAUUUUUUA
This is a messenger RNA of Leptopilina boulardi, 925 nucleotides long. RefSeq lists its product as uncharacterized. The record is from RefSeq and is a predicted model, not a curated record. The coding region runs from base 92 to 811 and encodes 239 amino acids. The transcript has 5 exons. NCBI's taxonomy places the organism in Eukaryota, Metazoa, Arthropoda, Insecta, Hymenoptera, Figitidae.